UGAAAUAUAUACCGGAAGUAAGAAGAAAAAAGCUGAACGUGUUUGUCCUCCUCGCGCUGGUCUGGCACGUUUGCUUUUUAACCAACAAGUCGUAAUUUUCUGUUUCACAGAAGAGCAAAACGCGCGAAGAAAACAAAAAUACCCGUUUCAUUCAGGAGGAGCGCACUUUUCUCUGCACUCAAGUGUCUUUGAGAUCCAGACUUGUAUUGACGGAUCGUCCUUCCCCGGACUUGAUUUGCUUUGUUCUUCUUAUAUCCCGCUCAUCUAAAGUUUUAUCAUUUUAAGGCCAUGUCCCAAAAACUGAGCAGCGAUGGUACACAGAAAGGCUUCGCCAUUGGCCGUGGGCUUUUGGCUGCUGCUGAGACUUUGAACUUUAGUAUGGGUGAAAAACACUCAGAUCCUUACGGGUCUUCUUCCCAGUCCCGCAGCGGCAUGUCCAGUUUGCUCGGAGGGGAGGGAAAAGACCAUGACUCCCAACUGCCCCGCCGAGCAGGCAGUCACCUUAGCAAUACCAUGAAACUCUUUGCCAGCCUAGGCCUCUCACCAACUGAUUUAGAUGCGCUGGCACAGGUCCCAGAGGAGAACAUCAGUGUGGAGACCUUACCCCGUCUUAUCAUGGAGCUUAAGAACCGCAAAAUGGAAGCCGGUCGCCGCAUGGGUGGAGAUUUGUCGACCCGUUCUUCAGAGACUUCAUACAGAAACGACAGAGAAGAUUGGGGUGAUACCCAGGGCGGAAGAAUGGACCGCUCCGGCGGGCAGUCUCAAAACCGAUCGCAGGGCGACAUCGGUUACAGUUCCACACAAGACACGUCUAGUCGAGGAUUCGACAUGUUAGAUUAUGGCAGCGGUGGCAGUAGAGACCGGCAAUAUUCUGAUCUUUCCCGUGAUUCCUACCGCGGCCUUGGCAUGUCUACAUCAUCAUCAUCCGACGACAUGUUCAUGCAAAGAAGAGCGGGCACCCCGUCUAAUGGCAAAGUACAGGAUUUCUUGGGAGUCAUGCCUCUCAUGUUUCCUCAUGUGUGUGCCCUUUGUGAUUUUGAUGUACACAAUUCCAUGGAAUGGACUCAACACACAACCGGGAUUCGUCAUUCUGAAAACCGCAGACUCCUCCUGCAAAUGUAUCCGGAUUGGGAUCCCCACAUGCCCUCCAGUCGCAUGUCGACUUCCCUAUCACUCAACACAAAAAAUCGAUCGGAUGGAUUGCUGGGAGCUGCACCGGUCGGUGUUGGUCUACAAAGAACUGGGAUGAGCUCCAACUGGGGGUCGGAUUCCGGUAUGGGGAUGACAAGUAAAGUGACAUCAUAUGCAACAGCACCUAAGAUAAGAAGUAGAGUGGUUGUGGCCAAAUAUGAUAGAAAACCAAUGUCAUCAAACACCCUGUUUGCUUUGGCAAAACCGUUUGGCGCCAUCCGAGAACAUCUUGUACUAAACAACAAGGCUUUCUUGGAGCUCGAGACACAUGAAGAAGCUUUGGCCAUGGCUAAUUAUUACCAUCGUAAACCUGCUAUAUUGCAUGGGAAAGAGAUAAAAAUUUAUUUGUCAAAGGAAUUGUUGGUAAUUGAGAAAGCACGAAGACCAGACAAACGAACUAGACAAGCGAUGGGAGUUGGGGAUAGCAAAGUGGUGUUUUUCUCCAAUUUACCACGAGGGGCUGACCAGAAAAUGGAGCUUCUGACUAUAUCUCGUAGAUUUGGUAUUGUCGAAAAGCAUCUUUUCCUAAAUGAUGAGGCAUUUGUUGAAAUGAGCAAUGCAGAAGAUGCUGAAAUGUUGGUGAAGUACUACACUCUCCAUCCUUUGACAAUCGGUAAAAGCUCUGUCAGGCUGAACAUCUGCGCAAAAUACAAGACUCUAACGGUCCCACCAGGCAAGGGUCAAGGAAGGGUGGAAACCACACGAAGGAGUAGCGACAACACCAGCAGAACUAGUGACAAAUCUUCAUCGAAAAGUCAGAGAUCCUCUAGCUCCAAAGCUAAAGAGAGUUCGGAUAAGAAGGUAGAGGUAUCUAAGCAGGAGGAUGAAAAUGAAGCCAAGAAAGAGGAAUCUGGAGACGAAGAAGCUGAUGUUAUGGAAGCACGGGAUGGAGAUGAAGAGGAUUUUGUUGAAGAGCCCUCUGCAGAGGAGGAGAUCCAAUCCUGUGAGCCAGAAGAAAGCAGUACACAACCAGAUCCUGAGACAAAUAUAGAGCAUGAAGACUCUGAGGAACAACAAGCCAAUGAUGGCACAGAUGAUGCAGACGCUGUGGAGGACCAAGAAGAGACUGAGGAGAAACAGGAAGAGGCACAGAUGGAGGAGCCUGCGGUAUCUGAGACUGAGCAGGGGGAGAACACGGAUGAGCUUCCUAAACAACAACCAGAGGAAGAAAAUGGCGAACAACCACAGGAUGAAGUUCCUGAAGAGGACGAUACACAGCAGGAGGCUCAAGGUGAAAUUGACUUUCCUGAGAACCUGGAUGAGUUUGUUACUCUUGAUGAGUUGGCUGAGGAGGAGGAUGCCGAGAGACACGACUCAAAGUCAAGAGCUAAAAACCCUUCAGGAAGCUCAAAGGAUAAAGGGGGACUGAGAGUUGUCAAUGUUGUUGGCUUUAAGCGUGGCUAUGGUUAUCUGGAUGAAAUUCUUUCUCUAGCAAAGCCGUUUGGGAAAGUUGUGCGUCACCUGGUCUUGGAUGUGAGGCCUGAGGCUUUUCUUGAGCUCUCCAAUGAACAAGAGGCAAAAGCAAUGUCUAAUUUUUACAGUGGAAAUGUUAUACCCUCUGUGUGUGGGAAACCGGUUAAGGUUUACCAUUCACACACCUAUCCAACCAUCCAGAGCGGGAGAGUCGUCUACAUCGGUAAUCUUCCAACCUUCAAAUCAUCCGAUGCAUCACUUUUAAAAAUCGCUGAGCCGUUUGGACAAGUCAAAAGAUACUUUCUGAAUCGGUUACGCAAUGAGUGCUUCAUUGAGAUGGAAAAAGGGGAAGAUGCUGAGAAAAUGGUAGAAACCUACAAGGAAAGUCCAGCUAAAUUUGAAGGCAAACGACUUGCCGUCUAUAUCAGCAGGAAAUAUAAACAACUCAAACAUGGACACAGACCCCCAAGCCCAGAAUCAGAGGAUAAACGGCCAUCCAAAAGGGAACGCUCUGAUGAGACCGAGACCCAAAGCAACAGCUCUGGCAAAAGUAACACCAAGAAAGAGGAAGAACCUUCUCCUAAAAAGAGUAAAGUGGAGAAGCCUACCACUGAUAAACACGAGGAGGUGGACAACAAGGAAGAGAAGGAAAGUCCAAAUGUUUUACCGGAAACUGUUCCCGAGGUUAUUAAGGAGGAUGAGGAAGAGCAAAGCAAAGAGACACCUGAGGUCCAGAAAAUGGAGACUGAACCUGAGGCUAAAGAUAAAGAGCCUGUUGUUACGCCACCUGUUGCUAUGUCAGAGAAGAGUUUGGAAACAGAGGAAAAAUCUGCACCACCUGAAAAAAAGCCUGAAAUUAGCCUUGCUACUCUUGGGCCACAUGACCCUAACGUCCCAGUGGGUGUGGAGUUUGUAAAGAUGGGAUACUACUGUAGAGUCUGCUUCCUGUUUUACUCUAAUGAGGACACUGCUAAGAGGGUUCACUGCUGUAGUCAAUCACACUACGAUAAACUUAAGAAACAUCUGGAAAAGGAGAAGGCAAAAGCACAGAGUAAUGGAGGAAAGAAGUGAACCAGCUGCAAUAGACAGCCUUUUUUGCUGGUUUUUUAAGUUUUCUCAUGAUAAAAUGGUUUGUUGAAAUGUUUGUUUUUCCUAUAAAAUAGUUCAACAGAUAUCUUGCUUUUUUGUAGUAAUGGAAAUUGUCAUUGAGCAGAAAAGGUUUUGUUUUUGCAAUGUAGCAGUGUAAGACAUUUUACCCCUACAGCGCUUCUGCUAUUUCUCAGAUUUUCCUUUAAUUAAACAAACCAUUCCAAUGUA
This is a messenger RNA of Misgurnus anguillicaudatus (oriental weatherfish), 3921 nucleotides long. NCBI's taxonomy places the organism in Eukaryota, Metazoa, Chordata, Actinopteri, Cypriniformes, Cobitidae. The record is from RefSeq and is a predicted model, not a curated record.